Messenger RNA from Penicillium soppii, 531 nucleotides. RefSeq lists its product as uncharacterized. The transcript has a single exon. Bases 1 to 531 code for a protein of 176 amino acids. The record is from RefSeq and is a predicted model, not a curated record. Lineage: Eukaryota; Fungi; Ascomycota; Eurotiomycetes; Eurotiales; Aspergillaceae.
AUGAACGCCUCCCAAAAAACUCCCAAGACACCGAAGCCAACUGCCUCCGUGCCAAUUGUUCAAAAUAAACGCUGGCCCCCAAUGGCAAACCGCAAUGCUCUCCCUUAUAAGCUCACACAUCUCUCAAAAGAGAAGCUCGCCCGUGAAGCCACCGCCCCAGAUCCAGACCUUCGCCGCUGCGUAGCACACUUCCGCCUACACUGUGGCUCUGUCACUUGGACUGAAAAUGAUAUGAAAUCCCGGAUCAGUUCAUUCGACUUCGAAGACACCGACGAUGAAGAAGAAAUGGAUGAUAUGAAGAACGCCGAACUUCCUGUGCUCAAGUCCAGACAAGCCGCCGAGCCACAAAAUCAAGUCACCGAACAAAUUUCAAACCCAGAGCCUGUCGCCGUUGCGGCUACUCCGGCAACACAACCUUCCCCUGAACACUCCGAGCAUGGUUUUUUGGAAAAGGGUCGCAAUUGUCUUGAGGCGACCUCUAAACACCUCUGGACAGGGGGGUCGUGCAUGGUUUCUCCCAUAUCGGGUUAA